CCCCUGCCUCUGGGAAGGCGCCAAGCUCUCCCCACUAGCCCCAGGACGGAGCCAAGCGGGUAGAACUUCGAGGGUGAAGACAGGCAGGUGCUGGGCCUUCCAACACACACGCGCGGGUGCGCGCACAAAGAUGGCGAAGAAUGCACUUCCGGCAAGUGUCCUUACGAAUGCAUCCGGGCGUCUGCAGCAGGUACCGCCCAAGGCGUUCCGGCCCCUUUGCUGCACAGCCAACAACGGUGAUGGCGGGCAGACAGUCUGGUUGGAGCCAGGCAGCUCUUCUCCAGUUUCUUCUUGGCAUGUGCCUAACGGUGAUGCCACCUACCCAGGCCCGGAGUCUGCGCUUUGUUACCUUGCUCUAUCGACAUGGAGAUCGGUCACCAGUGAAGACAUAUCCCAAGGACCCCUAUCAGGAAGAGAAAUGGCCCCAGGGUUUUGGUCAGUUAACCAAGGAGGGGAUGCUGCAGCACUGGGAGCUAGGCCAGGCUCUGAGGCAGCGCUACCAUGGCUUUCUGAACACCACUUACCACCGACAAGAGGUUUAUGUGCGAAGCACUGACUUUGACCGUACUCUCAUGAGUGCUGAGGCCAACCUGGCUGGACUCUUCCCUCCCAAUGAAGUGCAACGUUUCAACCCCAACAUUUCAUGGCAGCCCAUCCCUGUUCACACUGUGCCCAUCACUGAAGACAGGCUGCUAAAGUUUCCGUUGGGUCCAUGUCCCCACUAUGAGCAGCUGCAGAAUGAGACUCGGCAGACUCUAGAGUAUAAGAAUAUGAGUAUUCAGAAUGCACAAUUUCUGGACAUGGUGGCCAAUGAGACAGGGCUUAUGAACCUGACCCUAGAGACCAUCUGGAAUGUGUAUGACACACUCUUUUGUGAGCAAACACAUGGGCUGCUCCUGCCGCCCUGGGCCUCACCCCAAACCGUGCAACGUCUGAGCCAGCUAAAGGACUUCAGCUUCCUCUUCCUCUUCGGGAUCCACGAGCAAGUACAGAAGGCCCGACUUCAGGGUGGAGUUCUGCUGGCUCAGAUACUGAAGAACCUGACACUCAUGGCAACCACCUCUCAAUUCCCUAAGCUUCUGGUUUACUCUGCGCAUGAUACUACCCUUGUUGCUUUGCAAAUGGCACUGAAUGUCUACAAUGGGAGACAAGCUCCCUACGCUUCCUGCCACAUGUUUGAACUGUAUCAGGAAGAUGAUGGGAAUUUCUCAGUUGAGAUGUACUUUCGGAAUGACAGUAAGAAGGCACCCUGGCCUCUGAUCCUGCCUGGCUGCCCUCACCGCUGCCCACUGCAGGACUUCCUUCGCCUCACAGAGCCUGUCAUACCCAAGGACUGGCAGAAGGAGUGCCAGCUCAUAAGUGACACUGCAGAUACAGAGGUGAUUGUGGCCUUGGCUGUCUGUGGCUCCAUCCUCUUCCUUCUAAUAGUGUUGCUCCUCACUGUCCUCUUCCGGAUGCAGGCUCAGCCUCCUGGCUACCACCAUGUUGCAGACAGGGAAGACCAUGCUUGACAACCACUCAGUCCCCUUCCUCUGCUUCCUAGGGGAGGUGAGCUGAUCCCAGCGCUUAGCCUCCCUGAUUACCUAAGCCCAGAUGAAUGAGUGAGGCUCUCCUGGGCUGUGAACCUGUGACUCACCAUCUACACGCCUGGUGUUUACCAUGCGCUGUGCUGGACACUGGCUGUGAACCUGUGACUCACCAUCUACACACCUGGUGUUUACCAUGCGCUGUGCUGGACACUGGCUCUCUCCAGAUGGGAUCUGUCUCUCCUAUACUCCCUAAGGACCUGAGAUACAGACUAGGAUUCAGUUUCCACUCAGGACCUGGGAUACAAAAACAAAACAAAACUGAAGCCGGUGCUUGA
Molecule: messenger RNA, 1864 nt
Organism: Microtus oregoni (creeping vole)
Lineage: Eukaryota; Metazoa; Chordata; Mammalia; Rodentia; Cricetidae
Gene: Acp2
Product: acid phosphatase 2, lysosomal
Exons: 12
Coding region: 141-1511 (456 amino acids)
Biological process (GO): dephosphorylation; lysosome organization
Cellular component (GO): lysosome
Molecular function (GO): acid phosphatase activity
Source: RefSeq, a predicted model, not a curated record